AUGGAAACUCUGUAUCUGUAUCUGCCUCUUCUGAUCUUAGCCCUUCAGAUUUUGACCAACCGAAUCCUUCACAAGAUUCAAAAUCUUCCACCAUCCCCUUUUCCAGCCCUGCCAUUUCUUGGCCAUCUCUAUUUACUCAAGAAACCUUUCCAUAAAUCUUUAUCAGCGCUCUCUAGCCGCUAUGGUCCAGUUCUUUCCCUCAGGCUAGGCUGUAUCCCGGUUGUUCUCGUCUCAUCUCCAUUGGCAGCUGAAGAAUGCUUAGCCAAAAAUGAUAUCAUUUUUGCAAAUCGUCCCAACUUUCUCAAUGGGAAAUACUUUGGCUACAAUUAUACCAGCCUCCCCUGGUCCUCCUACGGUGAACAUUGGAGGAACCUCCGCAAGAUUUCAUCUCUUGAAGUUUUGUCAUCCCACAAACUACAGUUGUUGUCAGCUAUUCGUGCUGAUGAGGUCUUGUCUUUGAUUCGGAAGCUGUUUCGAGUUUCCGUGGAAGAUCCUGGUCAAUUCGCUGAUAUGUGAUCAGCUUGCUUUGAUCUCACAUUCAAUGUUAUGACUAGGAUGAUUACUGGAAAUAGGUACUAUGGAGAAAAUAUAGAGAACUCAGAAGAGGCUAGAAUUUUCCAUGAGAUAACUUCUGAGGCAGCAAAGGUGAAUCCCAAGGCCAAUGUUCUUGAUUUCUUGCCCUUCAUGCGGUGGUUUGGAUUGAGAGACGUGGUGGAAAAGAUGAGUGAAAUACAGGAGAGAAGAGACAAGUUUAUGCAGAACGUAAUUGAUGAACAUCGUGCUCGUGCUGGUGCUUCAGGAGAGAAGAGAACCAUGAUCGGAGCUUUAUUGGAUUUGCAUGAAAAGGAACCUGAGUACUACAGUGAGGAAACUAUAAGAAACCUCAUGUUGGUACUACUACAAGCAGGAUCAGAUACAACUGCCAGUACAAUGGAGUGGGCAAUGGCAUACUUGCUGGACAAUCCAGAGGUUUUAAAGAAGGCACAGGCUGAAAUUGACCAAGAAGUGGGACAAGGGCGUUUCAUUGCUGAAUGUGAUCUGCCUCAACUUCCUUACCUCCGCUGCAUAAUAAAUGAGACCCUGCGUUUGCAGCCUGUAACGCCACUUCUGAUGCCUCACAAAGCUUCCCAAGAUUGCAUCGUUGGAGGCUAUCGAGUUCCACGCGGAACCGUUCUGUUUGUGAAUGCUUGGGACAUACAACAUAAUUCCAGGUACUGGGAUGAUCCUGAGAAGUUCAUGCCUCAGAGAUUUGAAGCAUGGGUCGGAGGAAAAGAGGAGUUCAAGUUUAUUCCCUUUGGCUCGGGGAGAAGAGGCUGUCCUGGAAAUAACUUGGCAAUCCAUGUUCUUGGAUUGGCUUUGGGAUCAUUACUCCAGAGCUUCAACUGGGAAACCAGGGAUGGUAAGAAGAUGGACAUGAGUGAAGGAAUAGGAGUUCCUGUGCACAGGGUUCAGCCUUUGGUGGCUAAAUGUUGUCCACGGCCAAACAUGUUGAAACUUCUCUCCCAAAUUUCAACCAAGUCCGCAUGCUUGCACUGA
Coffea eugenioides is the source of this 1536-nucleotide messenger RNA. Its product is annotated as cytochrome P450 81F2-like. The transcript is spliced from 2 exons. Gene Ontology annotation, molecular function: oxidoreductase activity, acting on paired donors, with incorporation or reduction of molecular oxygen; heme binding; iron ion binding. The record is from RefSeq and is a predicted model, not a curated record. Lineage: Eukaryota; Viridiplantae; Streptophyta; Magnoliopsida; Gentianales; Rubiaceae.